CAUGUCUGACGAAGAGUAUGAAGACUAUGGCUUUGAGUACUCCGAGGAAGAGUCCGAAGAAGAAGACGUUGAUAUUGAAAACCAGUAUUACAACUCUAAGGCAUUGAUUGAAAAUAAUCCAGAGGAAGCUCUCAAAGGGUUUGAACAAGUACUUGCCAUGGAGUCUCAAAAAGGGGAGUGGGGUUUUAAAGCACUCAAACAAAUCGUAAAACUAUUAUUCAAACACGGAAGAUACGGAGAAAUGCUAGAAAGAUAUAGAGAACUUCUUUCUUACAUCAAAUCAGCAGUUACUAGGAACUAUUCCGAAAAAAGUAUCAACAAAAUAUUAGACUAUGUUUCUUCUUCUCAACAGUUGAGUUUAUUACAAGAGUUUUAUGAGUGUACCUUGAAUGCUCUUAAACAUGCAAUGAAUGAAAGACUUUGGUUCAAAACCAAACUGAAACUUGGCAAGUUGUAUUUUGACUCGGGUGAGUACGGUAGAUUGUCUAAAGUCAUACGUGAGUUGCACGAGAGUUGUCGCAAAGAAGAUGGUACAGAAGAUCAGAAAAAGGGUACUCAACUUUUGGAAAUAUAUGCACUAGAAAUACAACUUUAUACGGCUACCAAAAAUAGUAAAAAGUUGAAGCAGUUAUAUGAACAAGCAUUACAAGUCAAAUCAGCUAUUCCUCAUCCACGGAUUAUGGGAAUCAUUCGAGAGUGUGGUGGAAAGAUGAAUGUUGAAAACAAAGACUUUGAAUGUGCAUUUAGUGACUUUUUUGAAGCUUUUAAGAAUUAUGAUGAAGCUGGAAGUCAACGAAGAAUUCAGUGUCUUAAGUAUCUUGUGUUGGCAAAUAUGCUUUCAUUAUCGGAAAUCAAUCCGUUUGACUCUCCCGAAGCAAAACCUUAUGUGGACAAUCCAGAAAUUAUAGCAAUGACUAGUUUAGUUGAAGCAUAUACGAAAAAAGAAAUCCACGAGUUUGAGCGCAUAUUGGAAGAAAACAAGGACAAGAUCAUGGACGAUAGCUUUAUUCGUGCACAUAUCCAAGAAUUACUAAGUCGUAUUCGAACACAGUAUCUUCUAAAGUUGAUACAGCCGUAUACUCGAAUUGAACUUGCCUUUAUUGCAAAAGCGCUCAACAUACCACAAGCAGAUGUGGAGUCUCUGUUGGUAUUGCUGAUUUUGGAUGAGGAAAUUGUAGGUUCGAUAGACCAAGAACGAGGUAUCUUGGAGUUGCACCGUCAGAAUAGUAGUAAGGCAAGUGAUAAGGUUCCUUAAUGGAGAGAUAAAUACUGAAAUUUGGAU
Messenger RNA from Galdieria sulphuraria, 1282 nucleotides. RefSeq names its product COP9 signalosome complex subunit 2 isoform 2. Gene Ontology annotation, biological process: protein deneddylation. Gene Ontology annotation, cellular component: COP9 signalosome. The coding region runs from base 2 to 1255 and encodes 417 amino acids. Lineage: Eukaryota; Rhodophyta; Bangiophyceae; Galdieriales; Galdieriaceae. The record is from RefSeq and is a predicted model, not a curated record. The transcript is spliced from 3 exons.